Messenger RNA from Plectropomus leopardus (leopard coralgrouper), 331 nucleotides. NCBI's taxonomy places the organism in Eukaryota, Metazoa, Chordata, Actinopteri, Perciformes, Serranidae. The record is from RefSeq and is a predicted model, not a curated record.
AGGAGCAUCUAAACAGCUAACCAUGGCUCAUUUCACAUACAGCAGACUGUCGCAUUUACUGCGAAUAUUUGCUAAUAAACAAUCGAUUUUACGAACGGGGACAGAAAUAAAACCGGGACCUGCCUGUUGUGUCCAGUUAACACGCUGCCACAGGUCAGUGGACAGUAAGGCGCUUCAGGAGCGGCAGAAGCAGCAGAUGGCGAAAGGUCUUCCCAAACAGAAGCCCAUCACGGGGGUCAAACAGGUCAUCGUCGUGGCUUCAGGGAAAGGUGGCGUGGGCAAGUCCACCACUGCGGUGAAUUUGGCUCUUGGAUUAAUGGCCAAUGAUCCG